This is a messenger RNA of Cynoglossus semilaevis (tongue sole), 4671 nucleotides long. RefSeq names its product DnaJ heat shock protein family (Hsp40) member B12b (gene dnajb12b). Gene Ontology annotation, molecular function: Hsp70 protein binding. The transcript has 10 exons. The record is from RefSeq and is a predicted model, not a curated record. Lineage: Eukaryota; Metazoa; Chordata; Actinopteri; Pleuronectiformes; Cynoglossidae. Gene Ontology annotation, biological process: cellular response to misfolded protein. The coding region runs from base 789 to 1895 and encodes 368 amino acids. Gene Ontology annotation, cellular component: endoplasmic reticulum membrane.
AGGUUCUGAGUGCAGUGCACCUCUUUGAUUGUAAUCAGUAACUGAUAUCAGAAACACCUGUGUGAUUUCUGUCUGUUUGUAUGUGUCAGGCAGGCAAUAAGAAAGACCCAGAUGAAAACAGACAAAUGACUGUAACUGACAACCAUUGUGGCAGUCAGUAACACCCAGAAAAUACACCAGAGUUCUGGAGAAUGAUGGCUUUAGAUGCACAAUGCCACCUACUGGGUGUAUUUUCCACUUGUAAACAUCUCCCGCAAGAAAGAAAGAAAGGAAAGGAAACAACCACAACACCUUUAUUGAUCAAUAUUUAGAUUUAUUUACUAUGUUUUUCAGCCAUCUUCUUCUUCUUUUUGCUUUGUCCCUUUUUCACCCAUAGUUUUCCUGAAUGUUGUACAGAAACAAAACGUCACAAGGACAUAUAAAAUGUCAAUCAUAAUAUAUUGCGUCUGAUUCUAAUUAUUGUUUCUGGGUAUUGUUUUCAGACAUACCAUUAAAAUGAACCACUGACGCAAGUACUAGUGCACAAAACGUGCAUUAAAAAACCGACGAUUUGGCUCCAUCUAACGGAGAAAUGAGGUGGCGCAGGAAGCCUGCGCUGGACCUAUGUAAAGCACGCAGUGCUAACCUAUCUCGAAAACCUCCAGAAAACAGCAGCAGUAACGCUCUCACAGCAGUUAAAUUCGUGUCGGAAUCAUCGGAAUCAUUCACUGUAGCAUCCCCAUGACGGCACCAGGAGAAGGUUGUAUUUGGUUCUGGUCCAGUUAGCCACAGCUGCUGCCGCUGCUGCAAUGGAGGUAAACAGGGACGAGGCGGAGCGCUGCAUUGAUAUUGCAACUGCAGCGUUGAAGAAUGAACAGCCAGAGAAGGCGCAGAGGUUCCUGGAGAAAGCGCAGAGACUGUUCCCCACAGAGAAGGCCAAGGUGCUGCUGGACCUAAUAGAAAAGAAUGGAUUCACACCCAGUCAAGGAAACCACUCAGCGUUCAAUGGAAGUGCUGGGCUUCGACAGCGGCAGCCUGUUAGCGAGGAGGCCAAACCUGAGGAAAAGCCCACGGAGGCAGCUAAAUCCUAUUCAUCAGAACAAGUGGAGGCUGUGAGAAGAGUAAAGCAAUGUAAAGACUUCUAUGAAAUUCUCAGCGUGCAGAAGGACGCCUCUGAGGAUGAGCUGAAAAGAUCGUAUAGAAAACUCGCUUUAAAAUUCCACCCUGACAAGAAUCAUGCACCAGGUGCCACGGAAGCAUUUAAAGCCAUUGGUAAUGCAUAUGCCGUUCUGAGCAACGUUAACAAAAGAAGGCAGUAUGACCAGUGUGAAGAAGAGAGGAAACACCCGUCACGACAAAGCCCCAGUGAUAGGAACUUUGAGCCAGAUAUUUCACCCGAAGACCUCUUUAAUAUGUUCUUUGGAGGCGGAUACCCAUCAAGUAACGCUCAUGUGUAUACUAAUGGACGGGUACGUCAUCCAAGGCGAGAGAGGAGAGAGAGACAGGGAGAUGGAGGUCUUGCUCUCUUCGUUCAGGUUAUGCCCAUCCUCAUCCUGGUUAUUGUAUCUGCUCUCAGUCAGAUCAUGGUCAACAGCCCCCCCUACAGCCUCAGCUUCAGGCCGUCAGCAGGUUACACACAGAAGAGGCUGACAGAGAAACUGAAGGUGCCAUAUUACGUAGGAGAGCAGUUCUCCAAAGAUUUCACUGGAAUGGACCUGAAGAAUUUGGAGCGAGCUGUGGAAGACGAUUACAUUUCCAACCUUCGCAACAACUGCUGGAAAGAGAAACAGCAGAAAGAGGGAAUGCUGUACAGGGCUCGAUAUUUUGGAGACAGUGAUCUGUACCAAAGAGCACAGAGGGCUCGAACACCAAGCUGCGCUAAGCUGUCCGAGAUCACAGCCUCACUACACGGCUGAUGCUGCUGCCACGGUUAAAAAGUUUCUAAUAACACAUUAUUGGCUGUACAUAAAUGAGCUUUAAUAAUCGACGGAUGAAGACGACAACAAGCAACACAAACCAACCAGCACUGACCUGCAGCAACCACACACGCUGGAUCAAACAAUGGGGUUUUUGCUGUGUAACGGUUAAAUAUAAGGUCAGAGGGAAAAUAUACGUUUUUUGAUGUAUAAAAGAUAGUUUAGGUCAGUGAUUGUCAACUGGUGGCCCGUGGGUCGAAUCCGGCCACCCGAACCAAUCUGUCAAUCUGGCCGGAGACUGGAUUACAAAAUAAACAUCAAAUAAUACUCUUAGACAAAAAUGUGGUUAAUAUUUUAUUUUAUUUGCGUGUCCAGCCCCCCCAAAAUGUUGGUCAUCCAACAGAUAUAGUUGGAUGACUCAUGGUUUAGGUGUUGAAUUCAAAGACUCAGACACUCACUCUCUGGCAAAUAAGGUGGCUAGCAAUUACCUGCUUACAUCUGCAGUAUCAGAAGAUUGAGGGUUUUUUUUUUCAUUUCUGAAACUAAAAUAGUCUGCAACACCAAAAAAACACUGUUUUUAGCCUGUUGAGAUAUGGAAAUGUCUUUCUGUUGUUACAGCAAGAACGAACAGUUCGAUCUUCAUCGGCUACUGAUGUUCCUUCUGGAAGGAAUUCGUACAUUGUCCCCAUGCUUAUGUUUCUGGAUUUCCUGGUUUUCUCCCACAGUCCAGAAACAGCACUGCAGCACACACAGUUUCACACACACAGCAGCCAAAAAUAAGAAGAUGCAGCAUUAAAAACAAGGGUGGAAAAAUGACAUAAAUAAGUAUGCAGAUAGAAAACUCAUGUAAAGUAGUACGCCCUCUUCUGGCUGCGCAGAAGUAGGUUAUUUUGAUACUCUAAUUUAACUCCAGGUGUGUUUCAGGAUGAUUAGCUCCAGCCUGGCUGCAGUUUCUGAUGUAGGUCAUGUAAGUAAGCUAACAACGGAAUACAUAUACUGAAAUUAUACUAAUGACACAUGAUGUAAGAUGCUGAUCUAGGGCAAACAGCUAACAAAUGGCUAAUGUGAUUUUUCAUCUGAACUUGCGUAUUGUGAGUGACUAAGAACUUGUAUUCUUGUAUUUGACAUUGUGUGACACAGUAGAACCCACACUUGACACACCUGAACUAACCCUUUAACAUUAAAAAAACCCUGAAGUAUCACAGAAUAUUCCUCCGGUAUAUUUGAGCAUAAGAAAAAGCCACGUCUUGACUUUUCCUCCUCCUCCCCGAGGAGAUACGGGUUUGGAAAACAUCUGUGCUUUUUUUGGCAGUAAACUCAAAAAGCCAUGACAGUGACGGAAGUCGUGCAGUAGAGCAGAGCUUAGCCUGGUUAGAUAUGGUACGUAUGUUAUUCAUGUAGUGGUCUAUUAGACACCCAUGCUUCCAUUUUCAUCUGCAAUCAAAUAAAUGGAGAUGAGGGCGAACGUGCUUGUACUACUUCACAUGCACUGUGGGAAACUUUGCAGGAGAAAUGUGAAACCUCUGAUGAAAAAACAGUCUUGUCUGUGGUUUGUCAGAUGAAGACAUUGGAAUUCUGCUGUAUGUGUGUGAGUGUGUGUGUGAGAGAGAGGGAGAGAAAUUCUCUAAAAGAUUAUUCAGGAUGUGCCCCUUUCCUACAUUUUUUACUACAUUUUUCCCCUUUAAUGUCAUCAGAGGUAGUAUUACAUAGCCUGACCCAGGGACCUCAUCAUAAAAGGCCAGGAGAGAUAUUCCUACUCACAAAGUGGGGGCUGUGACGGGCUGUAACUCUUCAUGUGAGGCUCUCAUCUGUUGCACAUUUGGAGUUGUUUUAUUAUUUUUAUUGUUUGUCAAAAAGGAACAAACCCAGUACUUGCAAACUCCCCUUUCCAUCAUAUUUUUACUGCUGAGAGAAAAUAAAUCUGGAAUGCAUAAACGCGUUGGACGUGAUUCAUUUUCUGUGAGGCAGAAUGUGGAAACAAAACCUCAGUCAGCACAUUUGGCACUGUGAAAACUGCCGGCCGCCUCUGCUGACCCAGAUUGGGAACAGGAAACAUGGCUCUGCGCACGUUCACAUUCUGGCAGACGUGCGGCAUGUGCUCAGCAGCGACUGCUGUGUCAGGAGUUAGUCAGUGCAUGUGUGCUCAUCUGGAUGGGACUGCUGUUUCACUUAUUUAUUUUUUAAAUGACUUGCAGUUUCGUGUUGGCUAAUUCCACACUUUUUCUUUGUCACUCUCAUGUGAGUCACAAAGCGCUUACGUGCCCAUCAGCUGAUCUAGCUCUGUGACGUGACGACUUAUUUUCACUUUCCACCUCUUGAUUGAAUGACUUGUUUCAUACUGUCAUACUACUUAAAAACAUUUUUCCGUAUUUUUGUGCAGCAACUUUACAACAUACGAAUCAUUGUAAUGGUACAAACUGACAGAAGACUUGAUUCUUACAAAAAUAAUUUAUUUGUGAUCAUGAAAGUACAAAAAUCAGUGCAAUGUUAUGUCAAAAUGAGUAUUUGAAUAUCAAAUAAAUAAAGUUGAAAGCAGGUCUACACACAUACAUGAUAUCAAGCUCUUCUACAGAGGCCUUCUGUAUGCGUCAGCCUUCGUCUCAGUCACUCAGAUCCCUCACAGUCUGCUCGACAAAAAAAUUGUUAUUUGGGAGUAAAUUGUCAGGUAAUACAAAAAAAAAUGUAAAAAGAAGCACAACGACUAUAAACUUAUCUCUAGCUGCCAAUGUGUAGUUUCCACAGAAACCAAGGUAUACAUCAAUAUACCUGCACAAAU